Molecule: messenger RNA, 4431 nt
Organism: Mycotypha africana
Lineage: Eukaryota; Fungi; Mucoromycota; Mucoromycetes; Mucorales; Mycotyphaceae
Product: glycosyl transferase family 41-domain-containing protein
Exons: 2
Coding region: 1-4431 (1476 amino acids)
Biological process (GO): protein O-linked glycosylation
Molecular function (GO): glycosyltransferase activity; protein binding
Source: RefSeq, a predicted model, not a curated record
AUGGUUUUCCAACAUCAAAUAUUGACAGAUGAUCAUGUCGUUGACAAAUCUGGAACGAUCAGUUACAAACAGAAAUUAGAUUUCAUGUCCAGAUCUAUAAUAGAAGACCAACAACGAUCACAUUAUUCUGCCAAUCUGUAUAGUCAUAAUGACCCUACGGCUUUUGCAUAUUUUCAACAGGAGCUGAUGUCUCCUCGUCUUCAACAAGCUUUUAUAAACCAAUCAAUGAUGAAUAGGAAUGAUAACAUGCAUUUACAAUUACAACAUCAACACCAACACCAACACCAACAACUCCAGCCGCACAUUUUUGUUCAUCAGCAACAACAACACCAACAACAACAGCUGCUACAACAGCAAUUACAGCAACAGCGACAACAGCCACAGUAUAUACCUUCUAUCAUGGUCCCUCCGCAAUCUCCAACUUUAUCAAGCUACUAUUUUGAAAAUGGUUGGACAAACCACUAUUAUGACCCGAAACAUCGACAAUUUUUAUCUAGCCGUGUUGAUCCUGAUUAUGAACAACAACAGCAGCAAACAUUCUACCCUCGAAGCAAUAAACGACCUUAUUCUUCCUUAAUGUCCGGUCAUCAAAAUGAUAGUAGUAAUCUUCUUAGCGAAGAGCAGCAUCACUUGCAUAACCAACCCAUUAUCAACACAACUAAUCCGUAUUUAUCGGCAGCAGCAGCAGCAGCAGUGAAUGCAGCAGCAACAAUUACUUCAUCAACUAUGGCAUCUUCUAUUUCAUUACCACAGCAACAGCCGUUACUUCAUUGCUCUAUUAACGCCACCAGCAAUCCCGAAGAAUGGCGUGAAAAUCUGUUGCAAUUUGCGCAUACUGUAUAUACAACAUCUCCACAAAACUCAUAUCUAUUAUCAUUACUUCACUCAUUGCAUAAUGCUUUUCCGACUCAUUUACCCACCAUUUUAUUACUUGCAUGCGUAUACUAUUCCCGCAAAGAUUACCAUGCCUCUUUGAAAUACAAUCAUCUCAUUCUAAAAUACGACCCCAACUAUGUCGAAGCUAUGAGUAAUAUUGGAACCACUCUACGAAGUUUAGGUAAAACAGCUGAGGCAGAAAAAUGGUGGAUCCAAGCUGUCAAAUUACGACCUAAUUACUGGGACGCCGUAGAAAAUUUAAUCGGUGUGAUAUGUGCAAAACCAAGCAACAACGCUAAUAAUGGUAGUAACCAUCAUCAAUCUGCUGGCAAGAACAAAGAACAUGCUCGAGCCCCUUCGGAAUCAAGAUGUAAAGAAGCGCUUGCUGUAUGCGAUUUUGUCGAAAAAUUCUAUUAUGACAAACCUCCGUCUGUGUAUAAGAUUCCUACUACACUACCCCUCCAUCAACUGCCUCGAUUACAAAAUCUUUUAUAUGCGAAGGGUAACCUAAAAAAUGCUUUAGGUGAUAUACAUGGCGCACAAAAGGAGUACGAAAAAGGUAUUGAGCUAGCAUUUGGCGGUGUAGAUUUGUUAUCCAUCUUUAAGCUGAUUGUUUAUGCGUGCUGCCAUGGGACAACAUCAUCGUUAUCAGCUACAACCUUUGUAAAACUAGAAGAAUCAAAAUCAAUACCUCUGAUUCUAUUGCAACCGGAACAAGCUGUUCAUUUAUUAUCUACAAUUUUCCCUUCAACUGGAGGUAUAUUACCGACUCUCAGUAGAUUAAAUACAACUUCAAAUUCCAUUACAACAAAUAGUACGGACCAUGCCACUACUAUUAUGCAGACCAAUCAAAAUACAUCCAAUCUUUUACUGACAUUAGCUAAAUUGUUUCAGGAUAUUAUGAAUCCUUCCACCGCAACACUUAUUGCCGCUGCUGCUGCUUCCUCGUCGGCAAAAACUACACCCACAUUAUCCACUCUGAUUCCGUUAUAUUACUUAAGCUUGGCUUUGAAUCCUAGCCCCUCAACAGCAAACAACCUUGGUAUCAUUUUGAGCAAUAUACCCGCUGCAGUAGCUGCUAGCGCUUUGCGGCUAUCAGAUGGUCAACAGCAAAAAGAACCUAUUACAGGAACAAUGCUAGCCAUGCAAUAUUAUAUGUAUGGUUUACAAUUAGAUACACGUCAUCCUCAUCUAUAUACCAAUUUGGGUUCUCUUUUGAAGGAUAUGGGUCACCUGGACGAAGCCAUCAGCAUGUAUCAAAAAGCUGUUGAGUUUAAUCCCAACUUCGAUAUUGCCCUGGCUAAUUUGGGUAAUGCUAUCAAAGAUCAAGGAAACGUUCAGGAUUCUAUACAAUGGUACCGUCGUGCUGUUGAAGUUAACCCUGAUUUUGUGGAUGCUGUUUGUGGUUUGGUCAACUCGUUGAGUGGCGUAUGUGAGUGGCGUGGACGAGGCAGUGUUGGCAAUGAAGCAGGGGUCGAUGACUUUGGUCAUUAUGUUCCUCCUCCCGGGAACAAAAGUGCUAAAAGUGGUUGGAUUGGCCAUGUUGUUGAUAUUGUCGAUAAGCAGUUAAAUGAAGGUGCUCAUUGGGGUAUCGGUAUAUUAAAAAUGUCCUUUGACCAACAUAAGACAGUGGGCGACAUGUUAGUGGAACGCAUGUUAUUCUCUACGCGUAGUAAUCGCCUCGAGUUGUGGAAAUCACGGCUUUCUUACUACAAUGACAGAGGUCACCACAACAGUGUUGAAAAAGAUGAAGGAGGCUGGUUGAUUCGUUUAAUAGAACGUAUUAUGCGUCGCUUACAGCAAAAAUGGUUCGUAGAAGCGUAUGGUUCCACUGUUAAAACGGAUGAAGCAACAUUCUCAACAAAACAACAGCGAAUUGUUGUAACACCUCAAUUGUCAAAAAAAUAUGCACGACCACUGAUACCCAAUGCUCUAGCCAUUCCACCUGUACCAACUGUUUUACCAUUCCAUACCUUCACUUAUCCUUUAUCUGCUCGACAGAUCCGCUUGGUAUCCCAUCGUAAUGCCUUACGUAUCUCACAUAAUGCUCUUAGUUCGGCCUGGUUAUCACCACAUGUGUAUCCUCCGCCCCCUCCACCUGCGCCACGCCUCAAGAUCGGAUAUGUUUCAUCUGACUUCAACAAUCAUCCGCUCGCUCAUCUUAUGCAAUCGGUGUUUGGAUUCCACACCAGGGAACAAUACGAAAUAUAUUGCUAUGCCAUCACACCCAGUGAUAAUUCACCUUACCGACUGAAGAUUGAACGUGAAUCAGAACACUUUCUAGACGUCUCUUCUUGGUCUAAUCAGCAAAUUAUUGAAAAAGUAGUUGCAGAUGGUAUCCAUAUAUUGGUCAACUUGAAUGGCUAUACCAAAGGAGCUCGUAAUGAAAUCUUUGCUGCCCGACCAUGUCCUGUGCAAUGCUCUUUUAUGGGUUUUGCAGGAACACUAGGUGGUGGUUGGUGUGAUUGGAUAGUUGCUGAUCCCAUCGUCUGUCCUCCUGAGAUGGUGAGCUGCGAAGUAUGGCGCAAAAGGGGGCGUCCGACAGGUCCAAAUGGUGCUUUUGAAGGUGAUAUUGAUCCUGAAGAGGCAACCAAUGAUUUUGUGUACACAGAAAAAUUCAUCUAUAUGCCUCAUUCUUAUUUUGUCAAUGAUCAUAAACAAGGUUUUAGAGAUGACGAUGAUGAGGGCGGUGGUGCUCCCCAGCAGCAACUGCUGAAAAGGGAUGUGGAUACCGUAUGGGCUAUGGAAGAAGAAAAGCGUUGGAAAAUGCGACGUGAAGUAUUUCCUCAUUUACCAGACGAUGUCGUCAUUUUUGCCAACUUCAAUCAGCUUUAUAAGCUUGAACCUGGUACUUUUCGAAUGUGGUUGCGUAUAUUAGAACGUGUACCUAAUUCCAUUUUAUGGUUGUUGAGAUUCCCGGCAGCGGGAGAACAACAUUUAAAACGAUAUGCGCAAGAAUGGGCUGGUCCGCAAGUAGCGCAACGAGUCAUCUUUACAGAUGUAGCGCCGAAGCAUAUCCAUAUUCAUCGUGGUAGAGUUGCUGAUAUCUUUCUAGACACGCCAGAAUGCAACGCCCAUACAACAGCUGCUGAUAUUCUAUGGUCUGGUACGCCAAUCAUAACUUAUCCAAAAUAUCUGCAUAAAAUGUGUUCCCGCGUCGGAGCAAGUAUUGCUAUGGCAACUGGGUUUGGCGAAGAUAUGGUGGUGUUGAGUGAACAUGAUUAUGAAGAAAAAACUGUUAUGCUAGCCUCAAGUCUUUACUAUACCUAUGAAGCUACCCAUUUGGGUACGGUGGCACGGCGCGGACAUGGAAAAUUAAUGGAGCUAAGAAAAAAGCUGUUUUUGACCAGAGAAAAUAGCAGGCUUUUUGAUACCUUCCGUUGGACCAAAAAUCUCGAGAGAGGAUUUGCUGAAGCUUGGAGGCGGUGGGUUACUGCUGAAGAGUUUGAAGACGUGUCAACCAAGCAAGAAAAAUCUGGUUGUAUUUGGAUAGUUGAUCCGGACGACCACCAGCCGUUAUCAAGCAUAUCGUCUCAAUUAGUAUCACUAUCAUAA